Messenger RNA from Dichotomopilus funicola, 1875 nucleotides. Its product is annotated as major facilitator superfamily domain-containing protein. Gene Ontology annotation, biological process: transmembrane transport. The transcript has 7 exons. The coding region runs from base 1 to 1875 and encodes 624 amino acids. Gene Ontology annotation, molecular function: transmembrane transporter activity. Lineage: Eukaryota; Fungi; Ascomycota; Sordariomycetes; Sordariales; Chaetomiaceae. Gene Ontology annotation, cellular component: plasma membrane. The record is from RefSeq and is a predicted model, not a curated record.
AUGCCCGGCUGGCGCUUUGCUUUCGCCCUCUCUCGGAAGGCCGUCAAAAGUGCCACCCCCCCAGGCACUGUCGUCCUCAUCGGCAACCACAACACCAACAACAACGGAAACGGUAACACCAGCAACGGUAACAACAGCCACUUCGAAGAGCAAGUCGUCAAAGUCCCAACGCCAACACCCGACCCAGCCGACCCGCUGAACUGGCCGACCUGGCGCAAGGCAGCAUGCAUGAUCAGCGUGGCGUGGUAUGCGUUUGUGUGCAACUACAUCUCGGCGUCGAUUGCGCCGGCGCUGCCGUUGUGGAACCAUGCGUUCCCUGGGGAUCGGAGGAGGGAGGAGGAGUUGAUGCGGUUUGUUGCUUUUAAUGUGUUGGUGCUGGGGUUGGGGAAUAUUAUCUGGGUACCGCUGGCUAAUAUCUAUGGACGGCGGUUGAUUCUUAUUUUGUCGACUACUCUGUUGAGCGCGGCGACUACGUUUGGGGUGUUUCAAACUGGGUACAUGGCGACGCUGUUGAUUCGGAUCUUCCAGGGGCUGGGCAGUUCGGCUUCGGAGACGGUCACGCCGGCGAUUGUGGGCGAUUUGUUUUUUGUGCAUGAGCGCGGUGGGUGGAUGGCAUUCUACAGCGCCUCCCUAGCCACCGGUUCCGUCGUCGGCGGUAUCACAGGCGGGUACAUCGCCGCCGAGCUCGGCUGGACACGACAGUUCUACGUCGGCAUGGCCAUAUCCGGCAUUGCCUCUCUAGCCGUCAUGUUCCUCGUCCCUGAGACCAUGUUCGACCGGAGCCAGUUCAUGCUGCCCAUCGAGCUGCAGUUGCCGAGAGUCCGGGUCAGCGGCGGUCGCAACAGUGGACAUCGGCACAGCGGCGUGCGGGUAUGGUCGUCCGCACCUAGACAGAGUCUGAUGACGUUGCCGUCGAUCGCACAUUCCCGGUUUACCCGUCGGAUGACCAAUGGGUCGUUGUUGCCUGAAGAGAUGCAGACGUGGUAUGAGGAAGCGACGGAUGACGGGGAGGAGCAGGGGCAGAACGAGGAGGAGGACUUUGAGGAGGACGAGGAACUUAGGCGGGCAUCGACUAGGGUAGUUGCGGGCAGGGGAAUCGCAUCAACGGCGGCACCAUCCGCGUACCCCCCCUUCUCGUUCCUCCGCUCUCUCCGGCUGUCCCCCUACCGCGGCCACGUCUUCCAUCACUUUUGCAAGCCCUGGUCCGCCCUGCGUCUGCCCGCCACUUGGAUCAUCAUGCUCCAAUAUGGUGGUCUGGUGGGCAGCGUAGCAGUCAUCUCCACGGUCGGCCCACAAGUGCUUUCCCGCCCGCCUUAUCGCUGGGGCGAACACGCCGGCCUGCUGUUCGUCGGAGCGCUGGCGGGGAUUGUGCUGGGUGGGCUGUGGACGGGGCUGGUGGCGGACUGGAUGGUGAAGUGGCGGGCGAGGAGCCAGGAGAGCGGGUUUGCUGAGCCCGAGGCUCGGGUUGGGGUGGUGGUGCCUGCACUGGUAGUUGCUACCUGUGGGUUGUUGGUGUUUGGGGCGUGCGCGCAGUCUCCGGGGGAGAAUGCGCUGGGGUGGGUUGGGUUGGAAGUGGCCUUUGGGAUGGUUUCGUUCGCGUUGGCGCAGGUUCCGUCGAUUUGGUUCGGUUACCUCAUCGACGCGUACGACCAGUUAGCCAGCGAUUGCUUCGUCAUGAUUUGCGUCUUUCGCGGUGCCAUCCCGUUCGCAUGGACCCUUGUAGCCGCCCAGUGGAUCGAGAAAGCCGGCUACCUCGUUCCAUUCGGUGGCUUCGCCGGGAUUAUGGCUGUCUUCUCUAUGCUCAUAAUCCCGGUGGUCUGCGGCGGGAAGCGCAUGCGAAUUGCCACGGCACGGUUCGUUGUCGCGAACCAGUAA